This is a messenger RNA of Penicilliopsis zonata CBS 506.65, 1533 nucleotides long. RefSeq lists its product as hypothetical. The transcript is spliced from 2 exons. The record is from RefSeq and is a predicted model, not a curated record. NCBI's taxonomy places the organism in Eukaryota, Fungi, Ascomycota, Eurotiomycetes, Eurotiales, Aspergillaceae. Bases 159 to 1448 code for a protein of 429 amino acids.
UAGCAUUGCUGCUGCUGUUGUUUAUUGUAAAGCGAGUGGUUGUCGAGAAGAAAGUGGCAAUCGCCGCUUAACUCCGUCCUACGUAAGCUGCUGAAGACCUGCCAUCUUUCUGCGUGUCCGCUUUUUUGAACAGUUUUCCUUCCAAAGCUUCCCUCGACAUGCCCAUCCCUAUCAUCAUCAAGGGGAUUACCGAAGGUCUAUCGUCGAUCCCCCAUGCGUACACCGUGCUCAAGACGGCGCCAUGGGUGCUGCUGCUGGUCGCCCUGAAGAUGUACUUUGGGGGAGCGCGGAAUCAGUCAGAGCGACUGAUGCACUCCAAGGUGGUCAUGGUGACUGGCGGUACAUCCGGUAUUGGAGCGAGUGUUGUGCACGAACUCGCCCUGCGUGGUGCCCAGAUCAUUCUACUCACCCGACAGCCACCCUCGGACGGCUUCCUGGCGGAAUACAUCCAGGACGUACGGCAGAGGACGGGGAACCAACUCAUCUACGCGGAACAGGUGGACCUAUCCUCGCUGCACUCGAUCCGGACCUUUGCCACGAAAUGGGUUGACAAUGCCCCGCCGCGCCGGCUCGACAUGCUCAUUCUGUGCGGCGGGCUGGCCGCCCCCUCGGCGGCGAGAGGGAAACACUCGCCCGACGGGCUCGACGAGGAGUGGCAGGUCAACUACCUGGCUAAUUUCCAUCUGCUGAGCAUCCUUAGCCCUGCGUUAAGGGUGCAGCCGCCCGACCGGGACGUGCGGAUCAUUUUCACCACGUGUUCGAGCUACAUCGGAGCCAAAUAUGACCUGAAACAAAUCACGGACCGCCGGCCGGGAACAAAUGGAAAGGGGAAUACCAAUAAGAAGAAGAAGAAUGAAUCUGCGAAGAAGGAGGAGGAGAAUACCCCCGUCCUUCCCUCCAAGGCCAACAUCUUCGGCCUGAGCAAGCUCGCCCUAAUGAUCUUCGCGCAAUCCUUCCAGAAACACCUCAACGCCUACGCCCGCCCGGACAAAUUCCCGCCCAACGCGCGCAUCCUGGUCGUGAACCCGGGCCUAUGUCGCACACCCGGCACGCGCCGCUGGCUGACGGGCGGCACGCUCUGGGGGCUCCUGGUCUACCUGCUCACCUGGCCGUUGUGGUGGCUGGUGCUCAAGUCCCCGCAGCAGGGGGCGCAGAGUAUCCUGUUCGCGGCGAUGGAGGCCCGGUUUGGUCGCGGCGCGGGCGGCUACAUGAUCAAGGAGUGCGUGGAGGUCGAUGUGGCGCGCACAGAGGUGAAAGACGAGAAGCUUGCAGAGGAGCUGUGGAAGGUUAGCGAGGCGCAGAUCACCGAGGCCGAGAAGACGGCCGCUCUGAAACGGGCGGCCGACAAGGCUGCUACGAAGGAGAAAACCGACGACAAGAACCAAGAAAGCCAGGGGUCGAAAGAGCAGACGGCCGGAUCGAGACGGAACCGGAAAAAGGCAGCUUGAGAGAUAGAAAACUAAAGACAUACAGCAUACCAAUGUAGAAUCUAAUCACCUAUACAUUUGAAAUUAUCUACGCUCAAGUUUAACU